Messenger RNA from Marasmius oreades (fairy-ring Marasmius), 261 nucleotides. RefSeq lists its product as uncharacterized. The record is from RefSeq and is a predicted model, not a curated record. The coding region runs from base 1 to 261 and encodes 86 amino acids. Lineage: Eukaryota; Fungi; Basidiomycota; Agaricomycetes; Agaricales; Marasmiaceae. The transcript is spliced from 2 exons.
AUGUUCCGCAAGUCUGUAGUUCUAUGUGAAAAGCCGAAACCGGGUAGACCCGGUGACCAGCCAGCUAAAAUCGUGCCGCGACCGGCCACUUAUGAUAAUGCAGUAGCCCUUGUUAAGAAGCAUUAUGCGGAUUACCGUCUAGUCUCCCUCUCAACCAAUGAACACGUUGCGUACGCUGGACACAUGGUGGAGAUUACGAAGGAUGCCUGGCCUGCGGUGAAGGAUGACAUCGGGAUAAUAUACUUUGAUGGCUGGCGAUAA